ACAGCACCGGCCGCUACUACUCGGGCCGGCGGUAGGGUCUUGGCCGGGAUUCAGCUCCCGGCUGUUCAGGCAGUCUGUACAGGCAACCCCGGCCGCUGAGGACCCGGUUGUUCGGAGCCGAGGCAAGAUGGCGGACGUGCUGAGCGUACUGCGUCAGUACAACAUCCAGAAAAAGGAGAUCGUGGUCAAAGGGGACGAGGUCAUCUUCGGCGAGUUUUCUUGGCCCAAGAAUGUGAAGACGAAUUAUGUGAUCUGGGGGACAGGGAAGGAAGGUCAGCCAAGGGAGUAUUAUACUUUGGAUUCCAUAUUAUUCCUGCUUAACAAUGUUCAUCUCUCUCAUCCUGUCUAUGUGCGGCGUGCUGCAACUGAAAAUAUUCCUGUGGUGCGAAGACCAGACAGAAAGGAUUUACUUAGCUACUUAAAUGGUGAAACAUCAACAUCUGCAAGCAUAGACAGAAGUGCCCCUUUAGAAAUUGGGUUGCAGCGAUCAACACAAGUUAAAAGGGCAGCUGAAGAAAUAUCAUCAGAAUUAAAGAAACCCAGGAUAGAGGAUGAAGAGCGUGUGCGACUUGACAAAGAGCGUUUGGCAGCUCGAUUGGAAGGCCACAAAGAAGGCAUUGUACAGACGGAGCAGAUCAGGUCAUUAUCAGAGGCAAUGUCAGUGGAAAAGAUUGCCGCUAUUAAAGCUAAGAUCAUGGCAAAAAAACGGUCUACUAUUAAGACAGAUCUGGAUGAUGACAUUGCAGCUUUGAAACAAAGAAGUUUUGUAGAUUCUGAAGUAGAUGUAACCAGAGAUAUUGUCAGUAGAGAGAGAGUGUGGCGAACAAGAACUACCAUUCUCCAAAGCACUGGCAAGAACUUUUCCAAGAACAUAUUUGCAAUUUUACAAUCAGUGAAAGCCCGGGAAGAAGGUCGAGCACCAGAACAAAGACCCCCACAAAACAUAAUACCUCCGGACCCAGCUCUAAGAAAUAAACAACCUAUUCCAGCAGCAUACAACAGAUAUGAUCAGGAAAGAUUCGCAAAGAAAGAAGAAACGGAAGGUUUCAAGAUUGAUACAAUGGGCACGUAUCACGGCAUGACCCUGAAGUCUGUGACGGAAGGUGCUUCAGCUAGAAAAGCUCAAACUCCUGCUGUUCAGCCUGUUCCACGACCAGUUUCACAAGCAAGGCCCCCACCAAAUCAAAAGAAGGGCUCUCGAACUCCAAUCAUUAUUAUUCCUGCAGCUACCACUUCUUUAAUUACCAUGCUGAAUGCAAAGGAUCUUUUACAGGACUUAAAGUUUUUUCCAUCAGAAGAGAAGAAAAAGCAAGGAUGCCAGCGGGAAAAUGAAAUUCUGAUCCAACGGCGAAAGGACCAAGUACAGCCAGGAGGAGCCGCCAUCAGUGUAACAGUGCCUUAUCGAGUGAUAGACCAACCUCUCAAACUUCUUCCACAAGACUGGGAUCGUGUUGUGGCAGUUUUUGUACAAGGAGCUGCCUGGCAAUUCAAAGGAUGGCCGUGGUUAUUACCUGAUGGUUCACCUGUGGACAUCUUCGCAAAAAUCAAGGCAUUCCAUCUCAAGUAUGAUGAGAUGCGCCUGGAUCCAAAUGUUCAGAAGUGGGAUGUGACUGUUCUGGAACUCAGCCACCACAAGCGCCACCUUGACAGAGCUGUAUUGCUACGUUUCUGGGAGACUUUGGACAGGUACAUGGUGAAGCACAAAUCCCACCUGAGAUUCUAAAUUAUCUGAAGGUCUCUGAUUGCUGCCAUUCAUUUCUGAGAGGUUGGAGGAGUUCUACAAAAGACUCAUCUGUCUUGGGACUAAACUGUUUCAUUGGCUUGUCUACGCUUCUCAAGAACAGUGGCGUUACAGUAUGGGUCAAUCCGAAUUGAUCAUAUACAAUACUUGUUGGAUUUUUUUAUUGCAUUGGAGAAUUGGUCUGCAAAAAUUAGGCAAAGAAUUGUGCUUAUACUACCAGUUUUCCAAUGGUAGAUUGUCUUCUAGUCUGAAAAAUCAAAUUUGUAUUUUAUUCUAUAGUGUUUAUUUUUCAGACAGCACUUUUUUUUAAACAUUACCCAAUCCUUUUUUUUUCCCACCUCAGUCUUUUAAAGAUGAUUGUUGAGUGCAAACUGCAAAUUCUAUAUCAUCACUCUUGUGGGGUGGGAAUUUCUUCAAACAGUUCUUCUCAGGUAGUAUAAGAGGUAAGACAGCCAUAGAUGACAUAGGUUGACUUAUAUUUUGUUUGUGGAAAAUAUUACUACAAAAUUAUACAUGUAAGAACAACUCUCUUGGGCUACGAUGGAUGUUGAACAAUCAUUUGGUUAUUGUCAAGAAUUUAGGCAGAAGAAUAAAGACAUAAAAGAGAUCCGUUAUUACUUUUAUGGAGAGAUUAAUUGAAAGUCCUGAGCUAUAGAGGAUCGUCUAAAAAGAUUAGUAAUAGUGGUCUAACUUUGAAACCUAUCAUCUGUACCUGGUGUUCCAAGCACAAAUGUGAAAACCUGAUAGUGUAUUUCAAGUUAUGUGUUACAAAUUUCUCAGAAGUCCAUCUAGUGCAGACAUAGAAAUGAUUAAAAAUCCAGUUGUGCUGCUUGCUGACGUGAGAUAAAUAUAUUACAUAAAGUAUCAUUUUGUUACUGUUUUCAUUACACUUCCAUCAGUGUAUUGAAAGGGUUCACAUUUAUUUCCCUCUUUAAGAAAAGGCAAGGGAUUUUUUCUUUGGGCAGAACCAUCAUUCAUUCAACCUCUGAAAUACAAGGAAUACUUGUAGGGAGCUGAUGACAGUGAACAUUUUUUUUAAAUUAAUGUCUACAUAGUGCAUUCAGAAUUUGAUUUUAUAAGGUAUGGCUCAUUGUGAUUCAUGACAGGAGUAAUGCUGAUGCAAUGUAUUUAUUGAAAUAGUGAUCAUAAAUAAUAAAACACAGCUGAUAAGAGUAUCCAUUGGCUGAGUUGGAAAAUUACCUAAGGGUAUUGUAAAAUACUCUUUGGUGAUAAUAUCACAGCUCAAGGGAGAGCCAAAUAUGCAACUUCUUUCCAAAUAAAAUUUAGUAGCCUAUGAUUUGAAAAAUAACAUUUUGGCAUAGUAUCUGAUUUUAGCAUCAGUACCUAUUUAAAGCUUUUUAUAAUGGUGCAGGUACAAAAUCAUUUGGCUUCUUUGUGCCACACCCAGGAUUACCGUUCUCAUUAGCUUGUUGGACAGGGAAUUAGUUCUACCCAACAACAUGCCUUACAGCAAGAAGGAAUCCUGCUGCUAUAUUUGAAACCCAAUCAAAUAGAUGGAAUUUUGGUUUUAACCACUGGAUAAUCUGAAAUAAAGUGUCAAUAGUACUGAAACUUGAGGGGAAAAUCACCAGUUGCAAAAGAUAUUUAUUUGGUAUGAAUGAUAUGCUCUAGAAUUUGAAACAGCUUUGAUGUAUUGAGUAAUUGUGAAAUUGUUCAAUGUCAAAUGCCAAUCGCAGUUCAGUUCAGUGAACAAUAAGCCUGAAUAGCCAUUGUCAAUAUGCUGUCUUUUUAGUGGAGCUGAAUGUUACACUGCUCUUACCUAUUACUGACUAUGUAAUAGACCAAAAAUAUAUCCCACCUACACAGGUUCAAUGAAAAAUCCAGUUUAUAUCCAAACCAUUGUUUUUCAAAGAUUGUUUAAAUCACACAUUAAAAUGUUCCAUUUUAUUAAAGUUUGAACACAGCUGUUGCAAGGUAAAAGCAAAUUAAAUUUAAAAAGGAGUUGAAUGACAACGUUCACUUCAGCAUUAAUUUGCCAACUAUAAUGUCCUCAUUUUGGCCCCUGUUAAUGCCUUAUUGUUUGGGGGAGCAAUAGCACAGAUGUCACAAGGAAACAGGUGCAAAGUUAGUUUUUUGUAAAAUUGUCGACCAAGUAUUAUAAGCUUGGGGGGAAAUGUCACACUGCUGUUGGGAUGAUAUGAAUGCUGUGUUCAACCCUGCAGAAUAAAUAGGUUGAUACUUAGCAUUGCUAGUUAUGAUCAUUUUCACUUAUUUUCCUAAUUCACUUCCUAUUUCAUCAUAAAAGUUUUACAAUUUUCCAAUUUAAAAAUUAGAAAAGUUGACAAAUUUAAUUGCAUACUUUGUUACUUUCAGAUUGCAAAAAUAAUGCAUUGCACCUUAAAACAUACAUAUGAAUUAAAGGUGAUCAGAUAUUCACUGUAUUUAUCAAUAAUCAUUGCACCAUCUAAACCUAUGUAACUAUUAUUUACUUAGUAUAAUAAGGAUUGUUCUGCCUUUCUGUCAAUUGUCCAUCAGAAAAAAAAACAUGCUGUUUUAAUUAUUUAAUAUACCAGCUGUAAUAGUUCUGUUAAAUUAACCUCUUUGGAUUUUAUUAAUGUUUGCAAUAUUAAUUUGUUUUCUUUCAACUGUCUCAUGCAGUAGUUAAAUUAAUGUGAAUGGGCUAUAACAGCAGAUAGUGAAGUGACAGGUCCUGUUCAUUGUGGCAUAUUGUCUCCUUUUUCUAGUUUUUAAAUUCAGAAACUUUGUAUCUAUCUCUGCCUUUUUGGUUUGUACUGAGAGAUACACAACUAAAGGCUCUUGUUUUCACAAACAGGGUUUUUUUGUACCAAGUGAUACAUGUAGAUAGCACCCAACACUAUCUUUUUAAUCAGAAAUGCAUAAAUCUACCAUUUUAAAGUGGUUUUGGUGCAAUUUUCUAACUGAAACAAUUUUAGCAGUUACUUUAUUGCAGUUGGUGUGUGAUGAAGUCAUACUUGUGCUAUUGUAGCUCAGCACAAAUUAAAAAUGACCAAAAAUAGAAUCAGUGCACAUGCGCUAUCUCUCUUUCUCUCCUCUCUCUCCUUCUCUCUCUCUCUCUCUCACUCUCCCACUCACUCAAGUACUCUCUCACGCACUUGCCCUCUCACUUGCACUCACCCUCUCAUUCAUACAUUCUUACGCUCUUCCUCUCCUGUCAUUCAUGCAUUUACAUGCUCUUCCUGUCCUCUCACUCAUGCACUCACUCUCCCUCUUUCUCUUACACACUAUUUGGGGAAGAGAAAGGGUUUAAAAGAAAUGGAUUUUUAUUAUAUAAUAAAUAAAAUGGUGAAAAAAACUUUAAAGUUUUUUUAAAUUUGUAUUUAACUUGUGUCAUUUCAUUUGUAAUGUCUUAAUUAUUUUGUAGCAAAUUGGUGUUUAACUCUAGACUUCAGUAUUUAAACAUGUGAAUAUUUUUAUCUAAUCACACAUUGUACUCUUUUGCAUUAAUAUAUAUUACAGCGACUUUAACGUAAGCACACAUUUACAGUUGGUCUUUAUGUUAUGAGCAUGUGAUAUGGCAGAACAAUUUAUGGAUACUGCCGAGUGGCUCUAAGUGGGGUACAAGGAGACCAAUAUUCUUGAAGGCAAUUACGCUAGAGCUGUUGGGGAUAGUUAAGACUAUUUCUUGGCUUUCAGAAGACGGAGCAUUUGGUAUACAGGUAGAUACAGCAUGUAGAGAGACUGUGAGGAAAGGUAGGCUGUUCUUAGGGCAAAAUUGCAGUUUAUGGGAUGAGUUAAGGUGUGUAUUUUAAUGCAAGAAAUA
Molecule: messenger RNA, 5504 nt
Organism: Mobula hypostoma (lesser devil ray)
Lineage: Eukaryota; Metazoa; Chordata; Chondrichthyes; Myliobatiformes; Myliobatidae
Gene: cdc73
Product: cell division cycle 73, Paf1/RNA polymerase II complex component, homolog (S. cerevisiae)
Exons: 17
Coding region: 128-1723 (531 amino acids)
Biological process (GO): positive regulation of transcription elongation by RNA polymerase II; transcription elongation by RNA polymerase II
Cellular component (GO): Cdc73/Paf1 complex
Molecular function (GO): RNA polymerase II complex binding
Source: RefSeq, a predicted model, not a curated record